Schizophyllum commune H4-8 is the source of this 519-nucleotide messenger RNA. RefSeq lists its product as uncharacterized. Lineage: Eukaryota; Fungi; Basidiomycota; Agaricomycetes; Agaricales; Schizophyllaceae. Bases 1 to 519 code for a protein of 172 amino acids. The transcript is spliced from 5 exons. The record is from RefSeq and is a predicted model, not a curated record.
AUGCCUGAUUCGUUGUCUAUCCAUCUGCGCUUCGCCUUCUCUACCUCGUCAAAUUCCGACAUGCGGACGCUGCAGGUGUAUUCGCAAGAGAAUGGCCAAGAGACCGAAUUAUACAAGUUCUACCACCCGAUAACUGGCCUGUCUAUCGGCUUGACAACCGUGCAAAGGAGGAAUCCCAAUACUGAAAUUUACGAGACGGCUUGCGAGAUCGAAUGGAAGAAUGAGACGAAUGCCACCGUCUCAUUCGGGGUCGAGCAGGUCAACCUCCGCGACUUGCGCAAGCCAAAGAAGAACAGCAGCCAAUCAAGAAGAUUUAAAGCCGGUGGCUCAGAGUACAAGUGGAAGGUUGCAGAGAAUAACAAGGAUUUAUUCUGCGUAGACACGAGAGGCAAGACGCUCGCGGAGUGGAAUGAAGAGCAGCAAUCCUUGAAGGUGGCCAAGCGGCUGGAGGGAGUCCUCGAUCGCGUGGUCGUGACAUGCCUCUUGAACCUCUGGAUGAAGCGAAAGGGCGAUUGGUGA